Molecule: messenger RNA, 2531 nt
Organism: Rhododendron vialii
Lineage: Eukaryota; Viridiplantae; Streptophyta; Magnoliopsida; Ericales; Ericaceae
Product: probable LRR receptor-like serine/threonine-protein kinase At5g45780
Exons: 11
Coding region: 370-2223 (617 amino acids)
Biological process (GO): protein phosphorylation
Molecular function (GO): ATP binding; protein binding; protein kinase activity
Source: RefSeq, a predicted model, not a curated record
CCACAACGCCAAACGGCUGCAAAGCCAUUGAUGGUCACAUCUGUGGUCGGUGAGUGUACCUAACACUGCCGAGCCGUUCGGGUCAUGGAGUUGGCUCGGGGAAAGAUACAUAGGAUCCAAUUCCGUCCACCAAGUCACUCUCGAGUUCAGUCUCGACAAACGGCUCGCGUUUUCAUACUGUGCAAAACAUAUUCAAACGUUUCUUGGGGAACUUCUCGAGGCACAGAUUCCCUUUCCAAAAACAUAAACCAUGAAUCCAAACUCCCAACCCCCACCCAAGUACUUCAAUAGACCCAUUAAACAGCGCCAAAAAGAGUAUUGUCAGUGCCAAAAGCUUGAAUCUGUCUGGUCGUCACUCUCAACAGUCCAAUGAGAGUUUUGGGGGAAUUUUCGUUGCUUCUUCUCUUUUGGGUUACUGCCGUUCGAGGUUCUGAUAGUCUUCUUUCUCCUAAGGGUAUUAACUAUGAAGUGGCUGCAUUGAUGUCUAUGAAGAAUAAAAUGAUUGAUGAAGAUCAUGUGCUUGAUGGCUGGGACAUAAAUUCUGUUGAUCCGUGCACUUGGAACAUGGUUGCUUGCUCUCCUGAUGGCUUUGUGAUUUCUCUUGAAAUGGGGAGUGUGGGAUUGUCAGGUACACUUUCGCCAAGUAUAGGGAACUUGAGUCAUCUUCAGGCAAUGUUACUGCAGAACAACCAGUUAUGUGGCCCUAUUCCAUCUGAGAUUGGGAAGCUUUCAGAAUUACAAACUAUUGACCUUUCUGGUAAUCAGUUUACUGGUCAAAUUCCGACAUCUUUGGGUUUCCUGACGAAUCUAAAUUACUUGCGGCUUAGUAAAAACAAGUUAUCUGGAGAGAUUCCAACAGCUGUUGCAAAUCUUACGGGUUUAUCAUUCUUGGACUUGUCAUUCAACAAUCUAAGUGGUCCAGUGCCGAAGAUACUGGCUAAAGACUACAGUAUCACAGGGAACAGCUUGCUCUGCUCUUCAUUAUCAAAGCUAACUUGCAUUGGAGUCACAACACCUGCCAAUGACACUAGUUCACAUCGCAAAGUCAGCAAUCAUCAUCGAUGGGUAAUUUCUGCUGCUAUAGGAGUAUGCUGCACAAUGUUGGUUCUCAUCAUGCUGCUUGUCUUCGGGGUGCAUUGGUACAGAUCUCGUCUUCUAUUCCCAUCAUAUGUACAACAAGACUAUGAAUUCGACAUCGGUCAUCUGAAGAGAUUUUCAUUCCGGGAACUGCAAAUUGCUACAAGCAAUUUUAGUCCUAAAAACAUCCUAGGACAAGGUGGAUUUGGAGUUGUCUAUAAAGGUUAUCUUCCCAACAGAACAGUGGUGGCAGUCAAAAGGAUGAAAGAUCCAAAUUUCACUGGAGAAACCCAGUUUCAGACUGAAGUUGAGAUGAUUGGCUUGGCUUUGCACCGAAACCUUCUGCGUUUGUAUGGCUUUUGUAUGACAGCUAAUGAGAAGUUGCUUGUUUAUCCGUACAUGCCAAAUGGGAGUGUUGCUGAUCGCUUGCGAGAUACCUGUCAGGAAAAGCCAUCUUUGGAUUGGGACAAACGCAUGCACAUUGCCCUUGGUGCAGCUCGUGGGCUUGUAUACUUACAUGAGCAAUGCAAUCCCAAAAUAAUUCACAGGGAUGUCAAAGCUGCAAAUAUUCUGCUUGAUGAGAGUUUUGAAGCAGUCGUUGGGGAUUUUGGUCUUGCUAAGUUACUUGAUCUUAGAGAUACACACGUCACAACUGCAGUUCGGGGUACUGUUGGACACAUUGCUCCCGAAUAUCUUUUAACUGGACAAUCAUCUGAGAAAUCUGAUGUCUUUGGCUUUGGCAUAUUGCUUUUGGAACUCAUAACCGGGCAAAAAGCGUUAGAUGCUGGAAAUGGUCAUGUUCAAAAGGGAAUGAUCCUUGAACGGGUUAGGACCUUGCAUGCGGACAAGAGACUGGACGUUCUGGUUGACAGGGAUCUGAAAGGAUGUUUUAAAUCUGAUGAACUAGAAAAAGCUGUAGAAGUCGCCCUUCAUUGUACUCGACCAAACCCCAACUUCCGGCCAAAGAUGUCAGACGUUUUCAAGGUUCUAGAGAGUAUUGCUGGGAAACCAGGACAUACGGAAGAAUCACAAGGUGUAAAGAACAGUUGUGAUGGACAAACUUGUACUUUCUCUCAAAACUAUGGUACCAUCCGUGAAGAAUCUUCCUUCAUUGUAGAAUCAAUCGAGCUUUCUGGACCCAGAUGACAGACUUGGCUUGAAGUCGGAUAUUUGUUCUUUAGGCUGAUUCAUGCCUUUCCAGCAUCUUUAUAUGUUCUGAGCUGCCUAAGAAACCAUGUCCAGUGUACAUAAAUUGAACUGCUUAUAUUCCUGGGGGGGGGGGGGGGGGGGGGGGGGGGGGUGAUUUUGCACACUUAUCACAUUUUUUUUGUUUAGGUUUGCUUGUACUUGGGAAAUUGUGGAUGAUUUUGCGAUGGUUGCCGGUAAAAAAUUGCUGCCAUGCAUGCACUUGCAAAGACUGAGGUACAGAAUGGAUCUGCAUGUUUCCUCUCUUC